Xyrichtys novacula (pearly razorfish) is the source of this 6652-nucleotide messenger RNA. The record is from the annotation of a GenBank genome assembly. Lineage: Eukaryota; Metazoa; Chordata; Actinopteri; Labriformes; Labridae.
AAAGAACCGGAAGCCGUGAACCCUCGUUUGGACAGUGGCCCCUCCCUCCUGCUCCUCAGCAUCACCGCAUCAUCCACCGCCGUCCUCCCCCCAUCUCUGGACCACAGACUGACCCCAUAGAGAGGCUGUAACCCGGGCCGGACCAUGGACGACGUCCCUCCGAUCAUCACGAUCUCCAUCUCCCUGAAGAUCCAGCCCAACGAGGGGCCCGUCUUCUUCAAGGUGGACGGGACCCGCUUCGGCCAGAGCCGGACCAUCAAGCUGCUCACAGGCUCUAAAUAUAAGAUCGAGGUGGUGGUGAAGCCUGGAAACGUCGAGGCCACGUAAGAAGAAACUCGUUUAUAACCAUGUUUUUUAAAUUAUUUUCUCCAUGUUUGGGUCACACGCUGCGGCACAGAGCGAGAAUUUCCUCAUAUUUCAAUUAAAUAUGAAAAUAACUGGAUAUUUAAGCUCCCAUUGACAUGUGUUAAUCCCGUUUAUUAGGAGAAAAUGAGGCAGUAUAACCCGUACCUGUGUCUGCUCCGCGGCCUCGUGCAGGCCUGCAGCGUCUGAUAUCCACCUGAAUAAAUGAUGACCGGUGGAAGGGGAGCGUUGUUUUUUUCAUCGCUGAGGGUGUCAGGGAGCGUCGCUUGUCCCCCUAUUGAAUAGAAACAAACACAGUGCAUGUUUGAUCUGGAGGUGCUAUGAGUGGCAUCAGGUUUAGCAGGGUGGAGUCCAACUUAUCGCACAGCCUCCAAAGAUCCAUUCACAGAGGAUUAAACAACGCUGGAGAGGGUGAGAUGUGAAUUUAGAUUAUUUAACAUGUCUUGCUCUGGUUAAAAACAGCAAUAUCUUAAAGAAAGGCGAGAAAAAAUCACUACAAUUCGUAUAAAACGUAAAAAAAAGGCAUUAAUAAACGUCAAAAUGAGCUGUAACCGUAAAAUUAAAAAUUUACACAGAGAAAGAUUAUUAGCGUGGCUUAUUAUGUUAGCAUGUUGUUAUCAUUAUUUAUCUUUUGCACUGAGCUCAUAAUCUUUUGUAGCCUAGUAAAUAUCUAUUUCACAAAUCUGCAAACAGAAAGUAGCUUUGCACACAAAAUAGAACUAUCUUGUGGAAAAAAUGAAGAAUCUUGUGCACCCAAGAAAUUAUCUUGUGUGCAGUGGCUAUUAUCUCGUUCAGUUCAGAGAAUGACUUUUUCACAACUGUCAUCUUGUGCAUUCACUCAAAGAGAGUAUCUUGUGCUUAGACGUUUAAACUAGGGAAUUACUUUAUUUACUUUCAACAUUAUGAUUAUUAUGUUGAAACAAAUUGGCUUCUUCAGUAAAGGAAUAAUCUUGUUCACUCAGUUACAUAUCCUGUGCACAGAGGCUAUCAUGUGCAAAUUGGAAAGUAACCUGUAUGCACAUUGUUAUUAUCUUGUGAAAGUAGUACAAUAUAAUUAAUAUAUAAAUUAAAAUGAUCAAUUUAUAAUCUUGCACACCUAAUUAAAUGCCAUGUGUGCACAAGCUAUUAUUUUGAGCACUGAAGGAAUGGUCUUGUGCACUGAAGAACUGUGCAAAAUUCAUUUUGUUCAAUUUAGAAAAUAUCAUGAACUUACAAAAUAAUUAUACUGUGGAAACAAUUUGUAAUCAUGUAAACAUGUAUAAUCUUGUGCACCCAAGAAACUAUCUUGUUCACAGACAUAAUGACCGUUUUUCAAACAAAAUUGCAAAUUGUGAGUAUCUUAUAGAAAAAAAACUUUUCUUUUUCACUCAACUUAUAGUCUCUUGCACCUUAGAAAAUAUCUUGUGCACUGCCGUUAUCUUGUGCAAUAAAUAAGUUAUAUUUUCUCUAAUUAUUUUUUGGUAAUAACUUGUAGUUCUAUUAUCUCGUACAUCCAAGAAAACAGCUUGUGCCCAGAAGUCAUUAUCUUGUGCAACAAAAAAAGCAUCUUGUACCCACAUUUUGAUGAUCUUAUAGGGGCUCGUUAAAAUGUUACAGCAGUUAAACCUGAACCAGUCUGACUCUCAGCUCUUAUCAUGGCCCACACUCAAAGACCCCUGGGCCACUUCAUUCAGGACCCUUCCUGAUCUGAAUAGGCUCCUAAUGGACUCUGUAACCGCAGGGCAACAUGUUUCAGCCAUCAAAGCGUGUUUCACUGCUGCAGGCUGUAUCCCAAAACACAUUAGAACAGAGUACAGGUUUAAAAAGCUCUUCUACAAAUCUCUUCCUCACAGCACCAUGAACAUUGGGGGUAUCAUCUUCCCUCUGGAGCAGCAGUCCAGAGACGAGGAGUCGGUGGUUUAUCAUGCUCAGUAUGACACAGAGGGUGUCCCGCAUACCAAGAGCGGAGACCGGCAACCUGUCCAAGUCAGCAUGGAGGUAAGACGAUAGUAAGAGUAAAGUAAACAGGUGAAUCAUACUCAACUUUUAAAGACCUCUGAACCGUCAGUGGGAUUAUUUUUUUCAUCUGGAAAACCUGAGGAAUACAAAAAGGUACAUGCAGUGCACAGAUAAUCCACUAAGGGGCAGAAGGCAUGCACAGAGUACUCUUUCAUGACACACAUGCAAAAGAGGGUGUUAAAAACAAAGUUCAUAUAGAGGAAAAACAGGAGAACUGCUGCUGAUACUCUUAUAUCAGCACAAAUCAACCUUUCUUCAUUUAACUUAUUUAGUAUUAGAAUUAAAUUUCUUAUCAUCACAAUAGGAGGAUUUAGCCAAUCAUUAUAUUAUAUCAUCAGCAAAGUAGCCCUUACAGAUAAUUAAACUUUUGAAAGGUUUAAAUGGAAUAUGUAGUUAAAACUUCUGUAUUUGUUGAUGUACAAAUGCUCACAAAUUUUUCUCAUAAUUUACUUUUUGCCUUACAUUUACAAUUUGAUCUUAAUGAUUUUUGAGUUUAUUCUCCUAAUGCAUGAUGUGAAUAUUCUCAGUUUAGACUUUUUCUUACAGAUGUAUUACUUUUAUUCACGACAGUUUAUGAUGUGUGUUCCUGUAAAUUCCUGUGAAUUAAAUUUCAGACUUUAUUCUUAAUAUUUGUCCUGUUAUAAAGCCUCAGUUAUCUUUGAAUGAAAUAAAUCUCAGUUAAAUUAAAGGUGAUAAAAAACAAACCCAUGUCUGCAAUGAGAUGUCUAAUGCUAUUUUUAGAGUAUAAAGACUGCCCAUAUAAUCACUCCUGAUUUGCUUUAAAUUAUUUAAUGGUUUAGGUCUUAUAGUUUAAAUGAUGAAAUAUCAGAUGCAGGACUUUGGGCCUGCAGCAGCAGCUGAAAGCUUGGUUCAAUUUUCAGUCUGUCAGAUCCUGUAAAAACAGAGCGCUAACUUUACCCGCAGUUUUUGGUGACGCUGAUCCUCCUUCUGUGCAGUUUAACAAAGCUGGGACGUUUGAGACGGUCUGGCAGGCGAAGUACUACAACUACUACAAGAGGGAGCACUGCCAGUUCGGCAACAAAUUCACCAGCAUCGAGUACGAAUGCAAGCCCAAUGAGACGAGGACCCUCAUGUGGAUCAACAAGGAGGCGUUCAACUGAGUCAAACGGUCCUUCAAAAGUCCGCAUAACAAACACAGAGGACAUGUCAGGACUUUGUUUAAACAUCAGCACCACAGAAAAAAAGGACAGUCGUGUCUUACAGGCAGCAUCAAUCAGAGAGGGUCUGGUAUUUGUGUUUUUUCAAGAAAAUGAGGAGUGAAAAAAGCUGUUUGCUAUGCUGGUCUUUCAGGAGGUUUGUUUUAAAGCUACACUCAGCAACACUCUGCUUUUUGGCAGCUUCACAUGACAGCAGAAAGGCAAAAGUUUGAAACAUUAAUAAUGCUCAGAAAUCCUAUGCAGUGAGGGAGGAUAACUGCACAAACUGGGCUCAUUUAAGAUGUUUUCUAGAGGGGACAAGAGAAGAAGAAGAUCUGAGGCUUUCAAGUGCAGCUCCGCUCCAAAGGGAUCACUUUUAUCGCUGUUUUUUGCUCUAGAGUCUCAAUCCUCUCUCUCUCUGUGUGGGUGGGUUUCCAGUCAGUUAUCAAACGUCAGGAGAAGCUGGAGUUGCCGAGUGAAGCUUUAAAGCCGGGAUGCAAAGGAACAAAGGGACAUUUUGUGGAAUCGUUUACCAUCUUUCUCAAAAUUAGAAGGAAGAUUGAUGUGAAUUUUAUCUCAGUGCCUCUAAUUUGAAAAUAAAAGAUUGAAGAUUCAUGUAGGUAUGGAUCAACCAGGUGUCUGCAGAAAAACAGUCUGUAUGGAGGGCAAAAGCAGGCGGGACUCAUCCUGGCUCAUAUCAGCAGCAAUCUGAGAAAACAGAUGUCAAACAUUCACACUCAAAACACUCAUCUUAUGCUGUGUCACUAAAGACAAUCAGCAUCAAGAUUUUCCUGACUUCCCUGAACGCAUCGGAAUUUAUGACCUGACCCCCAUUCAAAUUACAUUUUAAAAGGUGUUUUCUUCUUUUGAGGCCAGACCUGUUAAAGCCUGACCUUUCCCUCUUUAUUUAUCUGCAUAAAGAUAUUGUUAAAUCAGUUUCUUUUCAAUGUUCAUACUGCUGAAGUUAGCCAUAGUGAAGCCUCUGUUUUACUUACUAUUUACAACGAAACUGAGACUAACCACCAAUGAUGUUAUUUCUGACAAUUUGCCCCUAUAAAAUUUGAGAAAAAUUACAAGAAUAGUUUUGUUUUUUCAAGUCCAUAUUGCCAAAGUUAGCCAGAGUAAGGCCUCUUUGUAAUUUACUAUUUACAGUGAAACUGAGACUCACCACAACCAAAUAAAUGGUAUUGUGAGGGGUGUAAUUAGCAAUGUGAUUCUCAAAGAAAGGCAUGAAUUGAAGCUCAUACCAAUCUCAUCACAGAAAUGAUAUUCUCAAAAUGUCCUCACUGUUCCUCUGAAGCAGGGUUAAAACUAUGAGCAAUAUGUUGCAGCACAAAGGCAGGAUGGAGCAACUUAGCAGCUAGCACAAUGUUAGCUCAAGACCAGGAUGGAAGACACCUGUUGAUGUAAGAAGUGUUUGACCUUAUUUAUCAAUGUGUGAAUGUGACUGUGAGAAAAGAAGGGGAGUGAGUGUAUUGUUGGUAUAGGUUUGACUAUUUAAAUGUGUUAUUUAUUGUCAUUUAUCAAUUUGCAAACAGGUAGCAGUGAAGGAAUGUUACAUUUCUGUUUGGGGUACAGGAACUGACUAUUCUGUUUGUCCUUUUGAUGUUUGGUCAUUUUUACAUCAAGUUUAAAUAAUUAUCAACUAAAAAAUCUUAACAAAUGCAUAAGUCUUAAGUGGGCAUUCAUCUAUUCUUCUAUCUGCUUUGUUUCCUUUGAUAAUGUGUUAUUUUUUACACAACUGUUUUUUUUCGAUUUCGACAUGGCAAAGCUUUUUCUCUGAUGAUAACAGGGUUUCUGACCAUUAAGAAAUGAAAUGAUAGUCUAGUCUUUGCGAUAGGCCAGACCAGGACAUGCCAUGCCGUUAUCAGCCACACUUAUGUGGUACGUUAAGACUAUGUCAGUGUCUGUUGAGCUUUAAAACUCUGGGGAUAUGAGUGAAAGCUUCAAAACAAGAUCUCCAGGACAUCACCUCAAUGAAACUAUCACAGAAGAACAGUAAAUAAAUUCAAAGGGUCCAUGUUCACAUAGUUCAAAAAUAGAAGUGUCAGGGUCAGCACGUUGAAAGCAUUGACUGUUUCAUCAAAUGAUAAACAGUCUCUUUCAAAACAGUAAAGCCCUCUGACUUUUCUUUUUCUGACUUUGAGGUCAAAAUUCUUUGAUGUGCUUCUAUCCCAGAGUUCUAACUUUAAUCUCAGAGUUCCGACUUAAAUGCUAGAAUUCUGACUUUUAACCUUUCUGUCAGAAUUCUGACAUUAAUAUUAGAAUUUGGACACAAAUACCUGAAUACCAAAAUGUCAAAAUUCUGGCUGUAAUCUUAGACUUCUACCUUGGACCUUAAAUUGUGAUUAUAAUCUUAGAUUUACAUAUUUAAAGUCAGGCUAAAUUUCUGACUUUUAUCCCAAAAUUCUGAGGUAAAAAUCUGUGAUUUGGCCAGUGAUUCUGACAUAUGAAUAUGGUGCCAGAUUCUUUCAUUUGAGAAAUUCUAGCUCUUUUAUUCGCAUUCUAGAUUUUUAUUUAAGAACUCUGCAUUGACAUCUCAGACGUCCAAUUUUUAUUUCAGAUUUCUGAAUGAAUUCUUAGAUUUAUGACUCUUGAAGCUCUGACUUUGAUACUAGAAUUUGUCUUUAAUCUCAGAACUCGUAUUUGGAAUCAGAAUUCUUACUGUAACCUCAGAAUUCUAACUUUCAAUCGUAGAAUUGUGAUCCUGGUACCUAAAUUUUGACUUUAAUCUUAAAAGUUAACUGUAUGUCAGCAAUUUACCCAGUCUACACAUUUAGAGUUUGGACAGUUGUAUUCAGCCCGUACCAACGUUUUUGUCCGUCUCUGAACUCCACCCCUCUACUGGAAAAGGAAAAAAUGUUUUGUCUUUAUUAUUUUUGACUCAGGUGCUAAUCGAAGGAUGCAAGUGUGUCGUUGUGUUUCACAGUGAUGCUGCAGCUCCCCUUUUCUCUGUUUUCAGCAAAAGCGCAUGGCUGAAUUCAAUUUUGCCAAAUAUGAAACAUUUAUUUGUUUGUUUGUUUGUUUUUGUUGAUAUUUCAAUGCCUAAACCUUUGCUGUUUUUGUUAUGUGUUGAACAAAAGAGUGAAAAGUGUCUGCGUGAAUAAAAUGGUAUACUGAAACGUUAUUACUGC